Messenger RNA from Porites lobata, 618 nucleotides. The record is from the annotation of a GenBank genome assembly. Lineage: Eukaryota; Metazoa; Cnidaria; Anthozoa; Scleractinia; Poritidae.
AUGGCUCUCAACAGGAAAGAAGAAAGUCUCCUGCAACAGAAACUGGAGCAGAUUCAGCGCGAGGAAAGCUUUCUGCAACGAGAAUACGAAAGCAAAAUAGUGAAAACGGCUCAAGCUUUGAACGCACGCGAAACUGAUGGUCGGAAAAUCUCAAGCACAACCGCAAGAGGAAGAUGCGAACUCAGCUUCAGAGGAAAGAGCUCCUCGCCACUAUUUAUGAAAUUACCCAAUCCUGAAAUAUUGAAGAGAAGAAGGCACACUGUUGCGGGCCUUACAUCUAUAAUCAACAAGGCAAGCGAAGGUGAAAAGAAGAGUUACUUUAGUAAAGCCAGUGAUAGCGAUGUUUUGUCUGCAAUUGACAACAGCUUUAAGUUUAUGUCGAUCGCUUGUGAAAGCAAACCAAGACUCACUGCAAGUCCUAAAGCUGUGAAACUGCCAGAGAUCAGUCUCCACUCUGCGAAUGCUCCUUAUGGGUCUCACAUUAGUAAAGUUUGCAGUAAGACAGCUUUAAAGCGCAGGCGACACAGUGACGUCACCUCGUUACGUCACAGGUUUAAAAGGCUAGGCAGUGAAGAUCGACACUCCAGCCUGGGUAACAUUCUCGAGAAUUCAAAAUAG